CACACACACUUUCUUUUAUUAAUGAUAAACAUACCAUUAUGCCUGAACCAGAUCCUCUGCAACCUUCAGAAAAUGUACACGCUACUAUAAAACUUGGCCAUAUUCACAGUGAUGCUGCAAGGCAAAAUGGGAUGGAUCUUUUAAACUACCUUUCAUUAGAAUGCCUGUAUGAUUUUCAGAACAUUUUCUUUAAAUUAUGUUGAAGAAGGAUUAUUUACAUUUAUGGAAUAUUGCAGAUGUCAUAUUCAGACCAAAUGACAGGACAGCCAUGUCUGGUGACAUGUCAGGUGACAGUUAUCUCAUUACAGUGGCAACCUUUCAAGGGGUGUAAGGAUCUGAGUAUCUUUGACAAGGGUUAGAUUGUGAAUGCUAGAUGACUACUGUAGCUCAGAGCAUCUUUAAAACAACAGGGAAUGUGGGGUGUUUCUGGUAUGCAUAAGGUAGUACCAGCCUAAAGUGGUACAAGAAAGGACAGUCACUGAACCAAUGACAGGAUUACAGGACCCAUGGUUCAAUGAUCUGCAUGGGGAGCAGAGGCUAGCUCAUAGGGUUCAAUCCCACGGUAGAACUACUAUAACAGUUUUCUGUGUAUGGCACUGUGUACCCACAGAUCAGUCAGGGUGCCUAUGCUGAACCCUGCCUACUGCCAAAAUCGACAAUAGGAUUGUGAUCAUCAGAACUAGACCACGGAACAAUGGAAAAAAAGGUAGUCUGAUGAAUCACAUUUUAUUUUACAUUAUGUGGCAGUCUGAGUCGUGUGCUUUGGUGUUAAAUAAUUUCAGUGGCAUCUUACAGCAGGAUAAUGCCUGCCACAUUCCAAAAAUGUUCAGGAUUUGUUUGAGGAAUUAUGUCAAAGCAGUCAAGGUGUUGAACUGGCAUCAAAUUUCAAAUUUCAGAAAAUGCAGUGUUAAUUUUAUGCCAGAUGUAAUGGGACACACACCUUUUUGCAUCAAAAAGAAGAACUAGCUUGUACGCAUCAACUUCUACAGGUUGAAACUGUUUCUAUGUAAUGUUAACCUGAUAUACAUUUGGUCUAAAAUACUGCCCUAAAGAUCUCAAACUGCAAAAACAUUUUAAAAAAAUAUGUUGAUUUUGAUUACUAUUUGUUUCCUCUAGAAAACCAAAUGAACUGCUUCUGGAAGCAUAUUGACAAAAGAACCAUGGAAAGAAGUCAAAUGGAUAACUCCACUUUCAGUUACAACACUUCAGAUGUCCACCUUACCACAUAUAGCCUGUGGGAGAUCAUCACUAUUGCUACAGUGUCAGCCAUAGUAAGCCUCAUCACAAUAACUGGAAAUAUUCUUGUGAUGCUGUCCUUUAAGGUAAAUAGUCAACUGAAAACUGUUAAUAACUACUACCUACUAAGCCUGGCUUUUGCUGACCUUACCAUUGGUAUGUUUUCCAUGAACUUAUACACUUCCUAUAUACUCAUGGGCUACUGGUCACUAGGUAGCCUUGCAUGUGACCUCUGGUUGGCUAUGGACUAUGUUGUUAGUAAUGCCUCUGUUAUGAACUUGCUAGUAAUUAGCUUUGAUCGUUAUUUCUCCAUUACAAGACCACUGACCUAUAGAGCUAAGCGAACGCCAAAGCGUGCUGGGAUAAUGAUUGGACUGGCUUGGCUUGUGUCGAUCAUCCUGUGGGCACCUCCAAUUUUGUGCUGGCAGUAUUUUGUAGGCAAAAGAACAGUACCUGAGAAACAAUGUCAAAUCCAGUUCUUCUCAGAGCCUGUGAUAACUUUUGGGACAGCAAUUGCUGCAUUUUAUAUCCCAAUUUCUGUCAUGACCAUCUUGUACUGUCGGAUUUAUAAAGAGACAGAGAAACGCACUAAAGACCUGGCGGAACUCCAGGAAGUCAACCAUUCUACAGAACCUGAUACUAAAAAUGAAUCUCAGAUGUCCAUAAUUAAGUCCUGCUUAAGCACCAAUACCAGAAGGCAGAACCAGGUAUCCUGGGCAUCCUCAACCCAAAACAACACUAAAUAUGCCAACACUUUCAAUGAUGAGUGGUGUAAAGCUGACAAACUUACCACUUUUACCAGCUAUGCAUCUUCCGAAGAAGAGGAACAUGCUCCUGGAGUCCUGUUGGUCUACAAAAAUCAUGUUCAUAAAGAGAACAAUUCAGUCCUCUGCAACAACGGUGAGGAAGAGAAUUUCUUUCUAUCAGCAGGGAGAAACAACUCCCACAACUGCAAGAUGUUUGUUUCCUACAGUUUCAAACCAGGUGUGAAAGACAGCAACUCUACACAGACCAAAAAUGAAAAUCCCACAGCAACAAGCUCCAUGCUUUCUUUGUCUGAGUCCAUGAGCAUGCAGUCAACAGCAAUGUCUUCUAAACCUAACCACCCAAUUCUGAAGAGCCAGAUAACCAAACGCAAGAGGAUGGUUCUGAUCAAAGAAAGAAAAGCAGCACAGACUCUAAGUGCUAUUCUACUGGCCUUCAUCCUCACAUGGACACCUUACAACAUCAUGGUGCUUAUUUCUACCUUCUGUUCAGAUUGCAUACCUCUGUCUCUAUGGCACCUGGGCUACUGGCUAUGCUAUGUCAACAGCACAGUCAACCCAAUGUGCUAUGCUCUCUGCAACAAAACCUUCCAGAAGACCUUCCGAAUGCUUCUCUUAUGCCAGUGGAAGAAGAGGCUGGAAGAUAAACUUUAUUAGAGUUCGUACAGUUCUCAUGACCAGAUUUGA
Tachysurus fulvidraco (yellow catfish) is the source of this 2687-nucleotide messenger RNA. It is a transcript of the gene chrm5a, whose product is annotated as cholinergic receptor, muscarinic 5a. The coding region runs from base 1125 to 2657 and encodes 510 amino acids. The record is from RefSeq and is a predicted model, not a curated record. The transcript has a single exon. Lineage: Eukaryota; Metazoa; Chordata; Actinopteri; Siluriformes; Bagridae. Gene Ontology annotation, molecular function: G protein-coupled acetylcholine receptor activity; G protein-coupled serotonin receptor activity. Gene Ontology annotation, biological process: adenylate cyclase-inhibiting G protein-coupled acetylcholine receptor signaling pathway; chemical synaptic transmission; G protein-coupled receptor signaling pathway, coupled to cyclic nucleotide second messenger. Gene Ontology annotation, cellular component: dendrite; plasma membrane; synapse.